AUGAGAAACAAUGCUGGUAAAAGUGGAAGAAAUGAUGCAUGGACCAUUGACGAUUUUUCUAGCUGGAAUAAAGCUAAAAAUAUUUCAGAAAAUGUAGGAGCUGUUAACAGUUUUCACAACAAUGCAGCAAUGAAGUGUGAAAACUUGAUGAAGCAAGGACAGUCUAUCAAGCAUUCUUUGCAUAAACAAGAUGAUAUCAUGAAAAAUAAGUAUCGCAUUCGAUUAAAUGCUUCCAUUGAUGCUUCAAGAUUUUUGUUGCGCCAAGGGUUACCUUUUCGUGGGCAUGAAGAGAAAGAAGAAACUGGUAAUAAUGGUAACUUUGUUGAACUCUUGAAAUACACUGUCGAGCAAAAUGAAGAUGUGAAACAAAUGGCAGUUGUGUUUUGGUAUGUGGAAAAGAGUAGGAUAGUCAAAGAGAGAUUCAUAAGUCUUACUCAUGUAAGUGAUACAUCUUCAUCAUCUUUGAAAUCUGCAAUUGAUUCUUUGUUUUCUAAGUAUGGAUUAAGCAUUACGAAGGUGAUAGGGCAAGGUUAUGAUGAUGCAAGUAACAUGAAGGGUGAGUUCAAUGGGCUAAGGUCAUUAAUCUCAAAGGAAAGCACAUCAACAUAUUAUGUUCAUUGCUUUGUUCUUCAGCUUCAAUUAGUUGUUGUGGCAGUUGCCAAAAAGCAUUUUGUUGUUGGAGGCUUCUUUGAUAUGAUUUCUCUGCUGUUGAAUGUGGUGGGAACUUCAUGUAAAAGGAAGGAUGCGCUUAGAGAGAGUCACAAAGAAAUGACUGAGAAAGAAGUUAAUGAUGGUGAACACAAAACUGGAAAAGGGUUAAAUCAAGAUGUUUCUGUUCAAAGACCAGGGAUGACUCGUUGGGGCUCUCACUAUAGAACUUUGCUGCGUGUGGUUGAGUGUUUUUCUUAUAUCGUUCAAGUGCUUGAAUGUGUUCAGAAGGAUGGCGCAGAUGACUCAAAAAGACGUCAAACAUAUGGUCUCCUCAGUUAUGUGGAUAACUUUGAUUUUGUGUUCUAUUUGCAAGUGGUGGUUCACUUUUUAGGAGUCACAAAUAUUUUAUCAUUGGCCCUUGAAAACAAAGAUCAAGAUAUUUUGAAUGCAAUGUCCAUAGUAGCAUCAACGAAAAGACAGUUGCAGAAGUUUAGAGAUGAUGGAUGGAAUUCUCUUAUGCUUAAAGUUUCUUCUUUCUCUAAGAAACAUAGUAUUGAAGAGCUUGAUAUGAAGGAAGAUUUCCUUGACACAAGAAGGCGAAGGAAAAAAACAGGAGUCAUAAAUGAACAUCACUAUAAGGUUAAAUGCUUAUAUGCAAUUUUGGAUUUGCAGCUCCAAGAGUUCUACGACCGCUUUAAUGAGGUGAACAUUGAACUACUUAUUUGUGCUGCUUCUUUAUCUCCCAUCGAUUCGUUCUCUCAGUUUGACCAUUCAAAACUGAUGAGAUUAUCGACUUUCUACCCAUCUGACUUUAGUCAAGGAGAAUGCAUGUCUCAAUAUAGACAUCGAAUGUUUUCAUUAUAG
Brassica oleracea var. oleracea is the source of this 1515-nucleotide messenger RNA. Its product is annotated as zinc finger MYM-type protein 1-like. The record is from RefSeq and is a predicted model, not a curated record. The transcript has 3 exons. Bases 1 to 1515 code for a protein of 504 amino acids. NCBI's taxonomy places the organism in Eukaryota, Viridiplantae, Streptophyta, Magnoliopsida, Brassicales, Brassicaceae.